Molecule: messenger RNA, 1959 nt
Organism: Colletotrichum phormii
Lineage: Eukaryota; Fungi; Ascomycota; Sordariomycetes; Glomerellales; Glomerellaceae
Product: serine/threonine-protein kinase cot-1
Exons: 4
Coding region: 1-1959 (652 amino acids)
Biological process (GO): intracellular signal transduction; peptidyl-serine phosphorylation
Molecular function (GO): protein serine/threonine kinase activity; ATP binding
Source: RefSeq, a predicted model, not a curated record
AUGGAGGGUAAUAAUAACCGUCUCUACCUCAACAUCGGUAACCAAGAUCGUCUGGGUCCCGGCGGCGACCGACAGUAUCCCACCACGCCUUCUACCUUUCCCCAACCCGUCUUCCCUCACCAAGGCCAACAGCAGCAGCAGCAGCAACAUCAACAGGCCGCCGGUAUGCAGCACCAACAGCAGCAAUACCAGGCGCAGCAGCAGCAACAGCCGCAUGCGACCGGUUACGCACAACAGGGCUACUUCCACCCGAACCAGCAGCAGGGCCAAUAUCCUCCCCAGGGCCACGGCGACUACAAUGCCGGCUAUCAGCCUCGAUCCAACACCCCGGGGACCAACGAUCCCAAUGUCGGUCUCGCCCACCAAUUCUCUCACCAAAACCUAGGCGGCGCUGCUCGGGCAUCGCCAUACGGUUCCCGCGGGCCCUCGCCCGCUCAAAGACCUCGCACUGCCGGUGCAGCGGGACAGACGCCUCAGGGUUACGGACACUAUGCGACGCCGCCGAUGCCAAACCAACAGGCAGUUCCCGUCGAGGUCUUUGCUCCCGCUCCCGAGCGACUCUACGAGAAGUACGGCCCGAACGCCAACAACAACCAGAAGAAGUGUACCCAAUUGGCCUCCGACUUCUUCAAGGACAGCGUGAAGCGUGCCAGAGAACGCAACCAGAGACAAUCCGAGAUGGAAGUCAAGCUUUCCGAGCCUGGCCAGAGCCAGCAAAGACGCGAGCAGAUCUGGUCCACGGCCGGUCGCAAGGAAGGCCAAUACCUGCGAUUCCUGCGAACCAAGGACAAGCCCGAAAACUACAACACCAUCAAGAUCAUCGGCAAGGGUGCUUUCGGUGAAGUCAAGCUGGUCCAGAAGAAGAACGACGGCAAGGUGUACGCAAUGAAGUCUCUGAUAAAGACGGAGAUGUUCAAGAAGGACCAACUCGCCCACGUCCGUUCUGAGAGAGAUAUUCUGGCCGAGUCAGACAGUCCCUGGGUCGUCAAGCUCUUCACGACUUUCCAGGACUCCUAUUUCCUGUACAUGUUGAUGGAGUUCUUGCCCGGAGGUGAUUUGAUGACCAUGCUGAUCAAGUACGAAAUCUUCUCUGAAGACAUCACACGCUUCUACAUUGCCGAGAUUGUGCUUGCGAUCGAGGCAGUCCAUAAGCUGGGCUUCAUUCACCGUGAUAUCAAACCCGACAACAUUCUGCUGGACCGCGGAGGUCACGUCAAGCUUACCGAUUUCGGACUUUCAACCGGCUUCAACCGCUUGCACGACAACAACUAUUACCAACAGCUGCUACAGGGCCGAUCUAACAAGCCGCGCGACCGUAACUCUGUUGCCAUUGAUCAAAUCAACCUCACUGUCAGCAACAGAUCCCAGAUCAACGACUGGCGUCGGUCGAGGAGACUGAUGGCUUACUCCACAGUCGGAACGCCUGAUUACAUUGCCCCCGAGAUCUUCACAGGCCACGGCUACACCUUUGACUGCGAUUGGUGGUCCCUGGGCACCAUUAUGUUUGAGUGUCUGGUUGGAUGGCCUCCUUUCUGCGCUGAGGACAGCCACGACACAUACCGCAAGAUUGUCAACUGGAGACAGACGCUGUACUUCCCUGAUGAUAUCCAGCUUGGCGUGGAAGCCGAGAACCUGAUUAGAAGCUUGAUCUGUAACACAGAGAACCGCUUGGGUCGCUCGGGCGCCCAUGAGAUCAAGCAGCACUCAUUCUUCAGAGGAGUUGAGUUCGACAGCCUGCGUCGCAUCAGAGCUCCUUUCGAGCCUCGCUUAACUUCGGCCAUCGAUACCACGUACUUCCCGACCGACGAGAUUGACCAGACUGAUAAUGCCACAAUUCUCAAGGCCCAGGCCGUUCAGCAAGCCCGCUCAGGUGUGCCGGCGGUGGUCGAGGAGUCUCCCGAAAUGAGCUUGCCCUUCAUUGGAUACACCUUCAAGCGGUUCGAUAACAACUUCCGAUAA